AGCGCCCAAAUCAUAAACUGUUUAAAGCUUUAGUAUAUCGCAUAGAACUUCAGGGAAGGGAUUUGUUCUUUACAAAAAAAAAAAAAAUGAAAGUCGUUCAGUUGUUAUUGGCAGUUAUUGUAAUAAAGCAGUGUUGUGGACUUGAAAUACCGUUAGAUGGGGAACAUGGUUUGGCAAUAUCUUUACUUGAUAUUUUUAGUUCGGCCCGCGAUAUCGCAGCUGGACUCGUGCAAUCCCAAGGCAAUCAAUUGACGGCGGAUUAUUUUUUCAGAUAUACGACAAAUGCAGUGCUUUCAUUUCCAUCGCAGGCGAUCGUUGCUGUAGUGAGUGCUCUAUGCUCGGCAAUUCUACGCGAGGAUGCCAUCCAACCUAGGCCGAAUGCAAUACCGGACGUAGAAGACGUUGCAAUUCAAUUACGCACACCUUGUAAUAUAAGAUCGUAUCCAGUAAAAGAAUUGGUCAGAAUAGUGGACGAUCCAGAUUUCGACAUCAACAAGAAAGUCGUUAUCGCGUCGUCGGGUUGGCUUACCAAUGCCAACAGAUCCAAUGAUGUGCUUGAUGGAAUCGGCAAAGCGUACCAUUGCCGUGGGGAUACAAAUUUCUUGGGCAUCGAUGUGGGACGCUACAUACAAACGCUCUACACGUGGUCUUCACUGAAUACAAAUCGAAUUGGCGAAAUACUCGCAAUUGCAUUGGUGGACUUCGUAGAAGUUGUGCCGCUGGAAAAUAUACAUUUGAUGGGUCACAGUUUGGGCGCACAGAUCAUGGGAACAACAGCACGGCAUUUUACACGCCUAACUGGUAGACAAAUACCGCGUGUCACUGGUUUCGAUCCAGCCGGCCCGUGUUUCGAUUAUGGCGAAAUUCAAACGACGCUUUCGGCUAGCGAUGCAGCGUUUGUUGAUAUCAUCCACAGCAAUACCGGCGUUGCCGGUCAGUCAGAGCCCACGGCGCAUGCGGAUUUUUUCGUUAACGGCCGUUUUCCCAUACAAAAUGGUUGCGACGAUUCAGUUUGUUCACAUCAACGUUCCUGGCAGUACUACAUGGAGUCGGUGUAUCCGGGUAACGAAUACAAUUUUCUAGCAAGACGUUGUACAUCGCUCUUGCGUCUGGACCAGGAACGUUGUGUGGGCGAUGAAUAUCCGAUGGGCAUUGCGACACCGAUAGGUCUACAGGGGCUAUUCAUACUAAACGUAAACCCGACCGAACCAUACGGUAUGAAUGCUACAGAAAAUUAUACAAGUCCUAAUUCGGAGUGCGGUGUGUGUGUACCCACUGUUGAGAGUUUUGGGGAUCAUGUGUGGGAUAAGUUUUGUGAUUCUUUAAGAAAUAAUUCAGAACGUUCAUAAAUAUUUUUUUUUUUGGAAUAAAUGUUAAGUCCGCAAGAGGACUGCGGAGAUUCGA
Molecule: messenger RNA, 1404 nt
Organism: Bactrocera dorsalis (oriental fruit fly)
Lineage: Eukaryota; Metazoa; Arthropoda; Insecta; Diptera; Tephritidae
Product: vitellogenin-1
Exons: 3
Coding region: 87-1349 (420 amino acids)
Molecular function (GO): lipase activity
Source: RefSeq, a predicted model, not a curated record